Messenger RNA from Venturia canescens, 3781 nucleotides. RefSeq names its product protein pelota (gene pelo). Gene Ontology annotation, biological process: RNA surveillance; nuclear-transcribed mRNA catabolic process, non-stop decay; nuclear-transcribed mRNA catabolic process, no-go decay. The record is from RefSeq and is a predicted model, not a curated record. Bases 532 to 1698 code for a protein of 388 amino acids. The transcript is spliced from 10 exons. Gene Ontology annotation, cellular component: cytoplasm. NCBI's taxonomy places the organism in Eukaryota, Metazoa, Arthropoda, Insecta, Hymenoptera, Ichneumonidae.
AGUCGGUGUGUCAUUUCAUACCGCGUACUCACGUGGUCGCAUUUUUUGGCAAUUCAUCAAAAUUCUCAAAUAACAUGGAUCAAAGAAGCAGUGUGAAAACAAAUGGACCGGACUAAAAAGUGAUAAUAAAAGUUAUUAGAGUAUAACGACUUCCAAAAAUCGCGAAAGCCCCGCAAAAACUUAUAUAAUUGUUUAAUUGGCUUCCCCGAUUUUUUAAAUUUAUUUAUUCGUUCGAUCAAAUUUUGUAUUUAAAAUUAGAGAUCAUGUACUACAAUAGAGUGAAAUUCUAAUAUCCAUCAAUAAAUUCAUAACAAAACAAAAUAUAAUUCACGUACUUCAACACACCACUUUCACUCAUCAGAGACACGUAAUCCAUUGAAGCUGACAUUUCAUAAUAAAAAAUGAUAACAAUUUCCCUUUCCAUAUGGUGGAUACAGUUCGUUUAAAAAAAUUAUGAAAAUUAGAGGGGAAAUUUGUGUUUAACUUGAGAUGUGCGAAUGAAAUAAACGCUCAGUCUCCAACUUUUGCAAAAUGAAGCUUGUGUCAAGAAACGUUGAUAAAUAUGGAGAAGGGACUGUGUCCCUUAUUCCAGAAAAUACAGAAGAUAUGUGGCAUACAUAUAAUCUCAUCAGCGAAGGAGACUGUGUUACUUGUUCUACAAUAAGAAAAGUACAAAUAGAAUCCUCGACUGGAAGUUCCAGUAGUAACAGAGUAAGAACAACCUUGACAAUACAAGUGGAAAAUAUAGAUUUUGAUACUCAAGCCUGUGUACUGAGGUUACAAGGUAGAAAUGUUGAGGAGAACAAAUAUGUUAAGAUGGGAGCGUAUCAUACAUUGGACGUAAAACAAAAUCGCAAGGUCGUGUUACGAAAACCAAUUUGGGAUUCCAUAGCAUUGGAAAGAGUGGAUACAGCUUGUGACCCUACUCAGAACGCUGACGUAGCUGCAGUCGUUAUGCAAGAAGGAAUAGCACAUGUUUGUUUAAUAACAUCAAAUUUGACUAUAGUUCGAGCGAAAAUUGACCAAGUCAUACCGCGAAAACGAAAAGGAAGCGUAUCUCAACAUGAAAAGGGUCUCCAUCGUUUUUACGAAAACGUAGUACAAGCAAUUCUUAGACACGUGGAUUUCGACAUCGUAAAAUGCAUCAUCGUUGCGAGUCCUGGUUUUGUCAAAGAUCAAUUCAUGGAAUACAUGAUUCAGGAAGCAGUGAAGACGGACAAUAAAGUCAUUAUGGAAAACAAGAGCAAAUUUCUGUUGGUCCAUGCCAGCUCUGGUUUUAAGCACUCUUUAAAAGAGGUUCUAGCAGAUCCGGUAGUAAUAUCUCGAAUUUCAGACACAAAAGCUGCAGGAGAGGUCAAAACUCUUGAAACGUUUUCUACGAUAUUGCAAAAGGAUCCGUUGCGAGCGUGUUAUGGAAAAAAACAUGUACAGAUGGCGGCCGAGGCUCAGGCUAUCGAGACUCUAUUAAUAUCUGAUAAAUUAUUCAGAUGUCAAAAUGUUGCAAUGCGAAAAGAAUAUGUGGAGUUGGUUGAAAGCGUGCGAAAUGGUAGUGGGGAUGUCAAAAUAUUUUCCAGUAUGCACGUCUCGGGCGAACAGUUGGAUCAGUUAACGGGAGUAGCAGCAAUUCUGCGAUUCCCAAUGCCUGAGCUCGACGAAGAAAGCGGCGAUGAUGAAAGCGAUACGGAAAAAGACGAUUGACACCGAUCAAAUUAUACUUUAAUCAAUAUUAUACUAAUUUAACGUUCAUCCAUCAGUGGCUUUUAAUAUUGAUAUUCGUGAGCAUUCGUGAAAAAACUAUAGUUCUGAAUGAGUGAAGACUUUUUAUGAAACGUUAUUUUGUUAAGUCACUCAUCGAAACGAUGAUUGGUUUUCUGCCGUCAGUCUUCCGUGCAUAACUCAUGUAGGAACGUUUAUAUAUUCGUGGAUUUUGCGAACAUCCUUGAACGAGUAAAGACUAAGCGAAUGAAAUAACAGUUUAGAACGUAGACAUCACUGAUAUUUUUUUUUCAGUAGUCAUUUUUCAUAUAUGAAAAGGCAAAAGUUUUUGAUCGCAAUUACUCUUUUAAAAGUCAAUUGGUAGUUUGAAAAAUAUUAACAAUGAUCAUUUCUAUUAUAAUAUCACGAUUUUUAUACUUUUAGUUCGAAUGAAUCGAUGAAUUGAGAUGCGUAUAACACGAUGCAUUUGCAAUUUUAUAGUGAAAACCUCAAUGUUAUGCUACACUUUUGUAAGUGUCGCAUUUUAUACGAUCGUCCGCAAUUGUCCAACGUUUCGAGUAUUUGCUGCUCCUGUCCCGACAGUUUGAAACUUUCUUUAGCUCGAAGAUGUGAUCAGAAGCGUAUUCGUAGGAAGAACCACAAAUCUGCAUGUAAAUAAGUCGACCAAGAAUUGACGUGUUAUUUAUCCUCGUAGCAACGUUUUUCUUCAACUCACAAAUAUUUUUUAUAGGAUCACUUGCGAUUUUGUUUAUUAUUGAGCCUAACUUCUGAUAGCAAGAGUGCCCUCAAAUAUCAUAUUUACAAAUGUAUUUGUUCAAUGAAAUGGGGUCAAGCUAAUGAAAUUUUGUACAUAUUCAUCACCAAAUGUACAAAAAAGAUCGCGAACGGAGAAUUUUUUAUCAUUUUCACGCCAUUUUAUCGGUAGAAAUUGUUCUCUUCCGUAAGAAUUAAAUUUAGUAAUGACGAUCAUAAAAAAUGAUCAGCGGAUUGGAGAGAUAAAAAGAACGAUGUUAAAAUUUUUAAAUAGAUUUCAUACCAAUUUCUAUAUAAUCCAGUGAAUCUUUCAAGGGCCACUCAGUUUGGAGGGCUGUUCGGUGUUCCAAAAAAUGCAAAUUCUUUAAAAAUAUUUAACAUUAAAUUGACAAAAGUAAGACGAGAUAUAAAUUGCGGUGUGUUAAUGAUUCUUCAGGUGCUAGUUAAAUUUAUUUGACAUGUUUUUGUGAGCGAAUGCUGCAUGAUAUUCGAUAUUUUUUCCAUUACCGUAAAAAUACAUUUUUAUGAUUGGAAUGAUACGUGGUUCAGAGAUAGAGAGCUCGAUAAAUAUUGUCAGUUGAGCCUAUUUUUUCAAUGGUAAAGAGCAUAAGUUAUUGGAUGUUUGAAUUGCGUUGCUUCUACGAGCCGUUACAAUUCACUUGUGCGAAAUUUUAGAAUUAAUUUUCUGUUCCGUCUUCAUAAAGGCUUAACGGAAUACGGACAUUAGAAACUGAAACUUUGCCAAGCGUUCGAAAACAUCGAAACUCAAUAAAUUUUCUAACCCUGUAACGGUUUCUUAUAUCGAAAAAUCAAACAUACAAGUUCGACUUACCAUGCUCUGAUGUUGCGAGACUGUAAAAUACUCUUGAAACUUUUUCGAAUAAAUAAGUAAGCAGCCGAAGUAAAAGACGAAAUAAAGAGCAGAGAAAAAUACAAGUAUCAGGUGUUUCUACAACUUUUGGUUGAACCAUAAAUUCCUUCAAGAAAAUAAAUCAUAUAAUUGUUCUUGAAACAAAAUAAAGUAACAGAAAAAGAGACAAAAAUUCUUUUCUCGAAUUUGAAAAGAAAAGAGCAUCGCCUAGAAAUACGAGAAUAAAUCUCAUGAAUAAUAAUCGUGAUAUUAAAGGUUUGAAGGAGUAAUCAUAAGGACAGAUAGGAAUUAAUUUGUAAAGCAUAAUGUUCAUCUUCACAACUGCGUUUUACAUCGAAAUAUAAUGUGAGCUGUUUGCAAUCAAUGAAAUUGUUUACAUCGUUGGAUCAGCAAUUACUUAUCAUACAAAUGUUCCGGUAAUAAAUAUAAUUUUCAAACAGA